UUUCUUUCUUUAUUUGUAGGACCACAUUUAAAUGCAAUAUCACCAACACAGGUUGUAGAUAGUAUACAACGUACUAAAAAAGACACAUUACUAUCCACUUGACAACACUAAAAGCGUCAUACACUACAGCUGCAUUACUGGUAUUAAUGGUAUUUCUUAUUCAUUAAGGGAAAAAAAGUAUACAAAUAUGUAUGAAAUAUGUUGCAACAAUGUAAUUGACUUAAUAUGGUGAGAACCACUGAUUUAUGUGCUGUUCUUCGUGCUAUCUCCUCCACACACGCUCCGACAUGCUACUUCUUAGGCAAUGUCGAAGUAAAUGUUGACGUUUUCUUUUCUAUAUUCAGCGCAACAACAAAAAAAGAUGUAGUUCUGCACGUGAUUUUAUUUUGUUGUCGUGUUGAAAUGAAGGACGUGUUCAUCUUGCGACCCCAUUUACUCUCUGAAAGAUCAGCACCGGAAGACUGGUAACGCGAGGCGAUGAUCAUGCGCUAAAUCAACAGCGGGAGUUUCCUGUCUCGCCGCAGGAAUGCCAGGUGGAGACUACGGGGAGCUCGGGGGCAGCCUCCCUGGCAUCGGCUCCCUGAACGCCUCCUACUCAACGUCGCUGUCCUUCCCUUCCCCGUACCUGUUGGUACCACUCGCGGAGCGCAAGGCCAUCUCUGACGUUCGACGCACCUUCUGUCUCUUUGUGACGUUCGACCUGCUCUUCAUCUCCCUUCUCUGGAUUAUUGAGCUGAAUAUCUCCACCUCAAUCUGGGACAGCUUGAAAAAUGAAGUGGUCCUUUAUAACUACAGGUCUUCCUUCUUUGACAUCUUUCUGCUCGCCUUGUUUCGGUUCCUGUGUCUACAAGUGGGCUACGCUGCAUUUCGGUUGAAGCAUUGGUGGGUUAUUGCGUUUACCACUCUAGUGACCAGCGUCUUCCUCGUUGUUAAGGUCAUCGUAUCUACCCUCCUUUCCCAGAAUGCCUUUGGCUAUGUGAUACCCAUCACUUCGUUUGUGGUGGCCUGGCUGGAGACCUGGUUCCUUGACUUCAAGGUGCUCACUCAGGAGGCCGAUGAUGAGAGAGCCUACCUGGCAGCGGUGAACGCAGCCUGUGAACGAGUCCCGAUGAUCUACCCCCCUGCUGUUUCAGACGGACAGUUUUACUCUCCACCUGAAUCCAUCGCAGGCUCAGAAGAAGAUCUGGAUGAGGAGGGUCUUGGACGCAGAGCUGUCACUUCACAGGAGAUGGAGUAUGUGAGUCGGGGUCGGGAGGCCAUGUCGGUGGUAGAACAGAUCCUGGCCCAGGAGGACAACUGGAAGUUUGAAAAGAACAAUGACAUGGGAGACUCCGUCUACUCUCUGGAGAUCCCCUUCCAUGGAAAGACUUUCAUUCUGAAGGCCUUCAUGCAGUGUUCUGCUGAGCUUGUGUAUCAGGAGGUGAUUCUGCAACCAGAGAAGAUGGUCCAGUGGAACAGAACUAUCGCUGCCUGCCGGAUCCUUCAGAGGGUUGACGACAACACUCUGGUGUCAUAUGAUGUCUCAUCUGGAGCAGCAGGAGGAGUUGUGUCUGCGAGGGACUUUGUUAAUGUUCGGCGAGUGGAGCGCAAACGAGACUGCUACCUGUCUGCCGGCAUGGCAACCGACCACGACGCCAAACCUCCAAUCGGCCGCUACGUCAGGGGAGAGAACGGUCCGGGAGGAUUUGCGGUCCUCAAAUCCAGCAGUAACCCGUCCGUCUGCACCUUCAUCUGGGUUCUGAACACAGACUUAAAGGGCCGACUGCCUCGCUACCUCAUCCAUCAGAGUCUGGCCGCCACCAUGUUUGAAUUCAUGUCCCAUUUACGACAACGUAUCACUGAGUUGCGGCCCUCUCUCCGCUCCCACCACCACACCUAAUACAGGAGAGACGUCCAACUGUGCCGCGCCGUGGCAGGUGGAGAGGCGUCACUACUGUUUUCUAUAAGUGGACCCUAAAAACGGGCGUAGCAGUAUAGAAGGCUGAAGGGAUGUGCCACCGUGACUUCUAAUCACGGGAGACGGGAGACGGGAGACAUGCAAACCCACAUUUCAGUCACAAGAGGAGAGGAGUUCCACCGACUGUAAAGACAUUUCCUUUUUUUAGUCGUGAUCACGUACAUAUUUUUGUGUGGACCUGUAAUUGUUUUGCCGUGCAACGAGAACCGUGUUUCCUGAACCUGCCAAGUCAUCUUGUGGCUCUGAGCCGUUCAGAAACGACAAGACUUGGGUCAAAGAUUCUCCCUGUUUGGGUCUCAGUUGUUCCAAAAGAAGUGCUGCGAUGGCAUGAAGCAGCUAUCGCUCUGGGCCUUAUCUUACUGCACUGUUAGACAUUGAUUUGCUGCCUUUUUGUUUAUUGUUGAGAUUAUUUUGGCGUGUAUGUUUUCACUACACCAUCUUAUUAGGUUUCUCUGGUGCACCAGCCCUAAAACGGAUCCACACCUCACUGCCAUAUUGACAACUAACAUUUACAUUUGACUUUGUAAAGCUAUUUCCACACUUUGUUCUCCUUUUUUGCUCCACUGUGAUUGCUGGGGUAAGAAGUCCCCUGCAGUCUAAUUGGCACUAGAUUGGGACGCCACUGACACGAUGCUCGGGUGCAAACAAAUCAGUUAACACCAAGUUUUACUGAGGGUUUUAAAUACUGCUUUUGUUUUGCACUUUGGGAUCAGCCAGUAAAUCUAACCAGGAUGCAGAUCAGGCAGCUGUUAAUUAAUCUGUGUUGCAAAUGAAUUAUCAUGACGACGACUGAAAAAUGAUGGUGUUCUUUAUUUAGGUCGCUGUGUACUUUGUUAUCUUUGGUGCUGAUGACCUUCCGUGGCCUUCCGGUAAAAUAGAUGACUCAUCAAAAGUUAUUCAUGCCCUGAUAUGAUUUACAUUGACUUUAUUCUGGCCUCCCCUCAGGCCCUGGUUUUUGACCCUGAAUUAGUUUUGUUUUCUAUAAUUUCUUACAUCAUGCAUCAUGAUGUUGUUUUUAGACAAUUAGAAAUGCCGCUUCUAUCUUAAGUUUUAGCUUAUUUUUAAAGUCUGUAUCUCCAGAAAAUCAAGAUUUGUCAUUGCAUCUGCCAAGGAGGUCAUGUUUGAUUUUUCAUGGAACUCGGUGGAAGGGUAGCAUAAGCUGAGGAUGAAUCCAUUACAUCUUGGAGCGCAUGCGACUCAAAGGGCAGAUCACUUUAUUUCUCACAUUCCACAUUGCAACAGAUGGAGCAUGGCGUCUUGUUAUUAGAUCAAACUACUAAGAGUUGAACCUUGUUCUUUCUUAUGGUUUUUCAAGCUUGACACAAAACAACUCUGUGGAACUGUUCACACACUAAAGGAGCAUCUGUUUGCGUGUAAUUGUGAGGUUCUGACUAUGUGCUCGUAGUUCACCAAAUCACAAUCGCAACAUGGCCUUGAGGCAUUUUACUAUCUAAGCCCAGGUAUUUCUGAAUGCUGUGAUCACAGUCUGAUUAUUAUUCUUUCUUAUGAAGUCCAGAACAAGUGGCUAUUGAAAUGUAACUGGAUAACUUGUGAGGAUUCCUUUUAGCUACAUACUGAAUUGAGAUAAUUUAAAAUGAAUGAAAUUAAUGUUAUCAACAAUUUGGUGCCUUUAUCACAGUAACAUUACAUGUGAGCCUUUUCUUUGCAUUUGUUAUACUGUUAAAUUAAUGCUUAAUACAUCCCAUUAUACUGUA
Molecule: messenger RNA, 3672 nt
Organism: Cyclopterus lumpus (lumpfish)
Lineage: Eukaryota; Metazoa; Chordata; Actinopteri; Perciformes; Cyclopteridae
Gene: stard3
Product: StAR-related lipid transfer (START) domain containing 3
Exons: 15
Coding region: 527-1879 (450 amino acids)
Cellular component (GO): late endosome
Molecular function (GO): cholesterol binding; cholesterol transfer activity
Source: RefSeq, a predicted model, not a curated record